Seminavis robusta is the source of this 756-nucleotide messenger RNA. The record is from the annotation of a GenBank genome assembly. NCBI's taxonomy places the organism in Eukaryota, Bacillariophyta, Bacillariophyceae, Naviculales, Naviculaceae.
AACAGUAACAAUGGCUGAACCCAAGAUUAGCAAGAUUUUCUCGGCGGCUCCUCCGGAGAUGAACAAGGAACAAGGUGCCAUCCUCUCCAUGGUCAAGCAAGUCCGUACUGCUCCUCGUGAUGAGCGCUUCCCCGCCCAAAACCAAGCCCUUCACUGCUGGAAUCGUUACAACGAGUGGCUCCUCUGCACCAAGCAAUCUGAUGAAGCCAAGUGUGCUCCCUUGAGGCAGUAUGCCAACGCCAUCUGCCCUGAUGCCUGGUCGGAGCAGUGGGACGAGGAACGAGAGUCCGGAGCUUUCUCCGGAAUUGGUCACCGUUUCAAUGCCAAGCAUUAAAUAUUAAUUGCAACAGACGUACAGAGAGAGAGAGAGAGAAGAGUAUAGUUGGUCAUCCAUAUAUCAUGGGUAGUCUAGGCAAAUUCAAAAGGACUUUUGAUUAGUGGGUUGGUUGGAAACCCAGGCUUGCAGCAAAGAAGGAGGCUGUAGUUAGUCAGGCCUGAAGUCGUUGGCUAGCCUGCUGCACUCAUUUCAUUGGGUUCAUCGUUGGUAACUUCUGGUGUUGAUAGAUUGAAUCAUUCUGAUGCGAUGCUCGUACUUCUUGGCCCUCCCCGCCUUGGAGGAUUCUGGCUAAGGAUGAAUGAAUUGAGGUUUGGUUUCGUGGUACCGGUAUCGUGAAUGAUGCAGGCCCCAUUGGCAACUUUCCGGAUCCUGAUUCAGUUCGGUACAAUUAAUUGUGCGCCCUAAAUCACUCUUUGUCA